UUGGAAUUAAAAAUGAUUGAAGUCUUAAUACUGAAGAUUGAAAAUCCAGAUUGCUUUUGGGUCUGCAUAAUAGGAGGCAGAAAAUUUAUAGACAAUGAGAUGGAAUAUAAAACACUUCAGACUGAAAUGAAUCAAUUCUAUAACAAGCAUUAUCGAUGUGUGGAUGCCAAGCCCUGUGCACUAGAAGAGGGACAGGUUUGCGCUGUUUACUAUCAGGAACUGAAAUCUUGGUGCAGAGCUGUUGUUAAUUCAAUCAUAUCAUGCACGGAUUAUUACAUUGCGGAAUGUUUCCUUGUGGACUAUGCCAAAACUGUUCCUGUAAAGACUGAAAAGAUCUGUGUGGUCUUAAAAUCAUUUAUGAGACUGCCUUAUAGAGCUAAAAAGCUUAGGUUGUACUGUGUCAAACCACUAACACUACGUGUCAACUACUACAAUGACAAUGCAGAGAUAGUGCCUGCUAGCAAGUGGGACAUUGCAGCUGUCCAGUACUUCCAAAACCUUCUGAAAGCAGCCACUCAAGCAGAGGCCAAAUUAUGUGCGGUUGAAGAGGAUAAUUUUGCUGUCUAUCUUUAUGUCACAAUAAGUGGUGAAAAGGUGUGUGUGAACGAUGAUCUUGUUGCCAAGAACUUUGCCUGCUAUGAACUUGCUGUUAAGUUUACAGAUAUUGUGUUUCGUUUUAGCAGCUUACCUAAGACAAGCACCAAAAUCCAGGAAGUGAAAAACGGUCUCUACGAGAACAACCUUGGGGUGAAGCUUCUACAGUUUUUAAACCCUGAUUCUCUGAAAAUGGCCACUGGACAAGAAACAGAGGAGCUUAAGCUGAAUAUCACUACAUGUCUUCCUGUUGUGCUGAGUAAUAAAAUCGAACCAUGUCCAUCUCUUGAAACCGCACCACUGUUUCCAGCUUUAAAAAAGGAGCUUUUAAGAAAUCAAUUCCAAGGACCUAAUCAUGUACAGUCUUAUUCCUGGCCUGCAAUAGCCCGUGGAUAUGAUUCACUUAUUAUCUCUUCUGAAAGUAAUCCACUUUCAUAUCUUCUGCCCAUCAUUACAUUUUUGCAAUCAAGAAAUUGCUACAUAUCCUUAUCAGCUAGACACGGUCCAGUAGCAUUAAUCAUAUGCCCUGGCCAGAAGAAAGCAGAACUGGUAUUUGAGCUCCUGAAAAAGUACACCCAUUGCUCCCGGCCUCUCUACCCGAUGUUGCUUUUCCUGGGAAUGAAUAAGGAAGAAAUCAAGAAUGUAAGAAUUUCAAGAGGAUGUGAAAUCGUUGUAACAACCCCUCUUAGCUUUUUGCGGCUGCUCGAGCAUCACAGUUUAGACUUCCUUAGGUUGUGUCAUCUGGUGUUUGAUGAGGUUGAUGUAUUGUUCUCAGAAGCCAAGGAUCAGAUAUUUAGUAUUUUACAAUACUAUAAAUCUAUCCUGAGUGUUGAAGAAAAGGAGUUUUCACCGCAGCAGAUUGUUGCUGUUGGAAACCACUGGGACAAAAACGUAGAGAUUUUAACAAAAGAAUUUAUGAACGAUCCAUAUAUUGUAAUUACCUCCAUGGAAGAAGCUGCCAUCUAUGGGAAAGUGCAACAGGUUGUGCAGCUGUGUCUUGAGUGCGACCGGAUCUCCACUUUGCUUCAAACAUUAGAUUUUACCCCGACAGAUGCUCAAAAGACUCUGAUUUUUACAAGUUCUGUAGAAGAAAGAGACAUGGUAUACAAGGCAGUGGAGAGCAUUUCACUCUUUUGCUUGAAAAUAAACCCAGGAGUCGGAUUUCAUUCUGAUUAUAUUGCUGAGCAGUGGAACAAAACUAUCAGCCCUGGCACCCAUGUUGUAUUGGUUUUAACGGAUGACUGCAUGGCAGCUGCAAGAUUUACAGACGCAACACGUGUCGUUCAUUUCAGCUUUCCCCCAACUCCGAGAAUCUUUGGUGCCCGUCUACAUGGCCUGUCUGUCAACUUCCAGAAUCCAGUAAAGAAGGUCUGAAGCAAAGCCAAAUCCAUCUUGCUGUUGACAGAGAGAAACGCCCGUCACGCAGUUGGAGUGUUGCAUUAUUUGAAGCGGGCAGAAGCCUUCAUUCCCCCCGACUUGUACCACUUUACCAGGGGAGUCUUGGAAGCCGAAGAGGAGAAGAGAAGCGGGCAGCCAGUUUGUCAUUCCAUUAAGGCCUAUGGAAUAUGCAAAAAUAAAAAACGCUGUCCAGAUCGCCAUCGCAUUAACCUUCAGACUGACGUGCCCUCAAAAGUAGCCGAUGAAGCUCUGCAAGCAGGUGGAGUUAUAACAAUACUGCCUCUUUUUAUCGUGGAUGCCACAAACUACUUUGGCCGCCUGGGAGGGAAACGGGGUCAUUCCUACGCAGCUCUUGAAACGGAGAUAAAGGAUUACUAUCAGGAAUCUAGCAAGCGGACCUCGGUUGACAAAGUGGAGAAGCUGGCAAUAUACGGACUGCGGGAAGAGAAGUCUUUCCAUAGGGUUCAAGUGCUAGACAUUGGACAAAAAGAAGACUCCGGUGUGUUUUACAACGUUCACAUCAAGUACAUAGAUGAAGGCAGAACUGGCUAUGUUCAAAAUUAUAACUUGCUUAGUUUACCGGAACAGUUUCGAGCGUUGCCUCCUCAGGCUGUGGAGUUCAUAGUUUGUAGGGUUAAACCCAUCGAUAAUGAAGCAGAAUGGAAUCCAAAAGUGUCUAGAUACAUUAAUGACAAAAUCAGAGGGAAACCACAUGAAGCAAAAAUAGCACUUAUCCUGGGAAAUACAAUUUGGGUAGAUCCAGUGAUUCGAAUCACUAAACUUCAAGACCUGAAAACUUCCAUCAACGAAUAUAAUAUCCGCUCUGAAAUCCUAUCUACUGGAUUGGGAGUAGACAAUCCUGAGCAUAUACGGGAACUUGAGAAAUUAUUUAAUGAGGCUGAAAUACCCCAUGAGAAAAAAGAUAAGCCUGCAUUCUUCCAUCCAACAAUAAAAUGGUUUGACAAGGAAGAUGUUGUUGUUGUAAAGGUAAAAUUGCAAAACAUUAGGAAUUAUGACUGCAGGAUUUUUGAACAGAGGAUCACUUUCAGUGCUUUGGCAAACGGCAAAUUUUAUUUGGCCGAUAUGGAGCUGCAGAGAAGCAUCCUCAGAGAAAAAUCAACUUGUGUAGUUAAGGGCGAUGAGCCCACCAUUCUCCUUGCAAAAGUGAAGAAGGAACCUUGGUACAACUUGUUAAAACAGAAGAAUCAUCACGUAUCUUAUGACUUUGAUUAUUUGGAUGAUAAUGAGGAAAGAGGCCCGUUCUGUGUAGGAUCAAGCCUUAAGAAAGAGUAUCAGAUUCCUAUAGGAGUGUGUGAAGAGGAAGAGGAGGAGGAGGAAUCUUCAAAAGACAGUGAUUCAGAGAGUGAUUUAUCCUCUUGUUAAUUAUAUUUUGGGCUUUAGUCUUUGAUCCUCCACAAGUUUAAAGUAUCUAAAAUAGAUAGUACAAAACCCUUUGCAUGUGUAUCGGGUGGCUUUUUCAUAGUGAUGCAAUCUCAGCAUUUUAUUAAAUUUUGAUGACCCAGAUGUUGAAAACAGGACUUCUGUGGGGUGCCACAUUUGCUGUUUAUUGACAGUUAUAAUUCUAAACAUGCUCGUUGCAAAUGAAUCUUAACAAAUUUGGGUGAAAUUUAAUUUGAUACACGAAUGGAUAGUUACAUCAAAUUUAACGAUUAGACUAGGACAGGUACACUAUUGGAAAUUCCUUUUAAGUUGCAGUUAUAUCAAAAUACUUCACAAAGAAAGCAUGUUUUUUAAUUUUGCUUUUUUAAAAAAAAAUACAAUAUAAUCUGAGAUAUUUUUGUAAUGCUAUAUGGUGCUAACGGGAUAAGCUGAGCAUUUGUUGUAAGCUGGCUCUUAAGGAAAUUAAAAUGCUGAGAUAAUUUAUUCUUUGUGAGGGAUAAAGCAGUAAUAUAACAUUGCAAAAGAAAAACUUUUGGUUCUUUUUCAUAAUAUUAAAUGGGUGUGUAUUUGUUUUGGAAAAUGUUCAAAUACUUGGUUUUGCUUUCAGGCAUAUAGCUUUGUUGUAACAUUGCAAUAUAAAGCAGCUGUGUCAAUCAAAACAUCACAUAUUUCUUCCUCAAGCAGAAGAAAGUAAAAGUAUAUCACAUAAUUUCUUGGAAUGUUAACAUGGAAAAUCUGAAAGGUCAAUACAGAAAACCUGUAAUUAUAGACACAACUUAUACAGAAUACUAACUUGCAAAAUGUUAUUGACACAGAGGGCUCUGUUAUAUAUGGUUGUGGGUUAAGGGCAAAGGUUUUUUUUAUUGUAGUCAGGAAUUCCUCACACUCACAUUCAUUAUAAGGAUGUUUCUCAACCCCAGCAAAUUUAAGAUGUCUGGACUUCAACUCCCAAAAUUCCUCAGCCAGCAAAGUUAUCGAGGUUUAGAAAUUGUGUUAGAAAUGUACAAGCCAGGUCUGAAAAUCUACAGUUAACUGUACAAUGCAGUUCCUCUAGUUCUAUAGCUAUGCGAAGUUGAUCAAAGUAACAAAGGAAGUACAAGUCUACAAACAAUCUUAAGUUUAUAAUGCUGCAUUCAGAUAAGUCAGAUACUUGAUCCUUCUCUGUGUUAAUAUUGGUCUUGUUAACCGUUAGUUGUCUUUCUGAGAAAAAGAAGUGUUCAUUAAAAUUUAAAAUGGAAUAACAUCUGUUUUGUAACACCUUUUCACUGUUUGUGACUUGAAACUACUAUAGAGUCAAAAUUGUCCUAGAGCAGUGG
Molecule: messenger RNA, 4709 nt
Organism: Protobothrops mucrosquamatus (brown spotted pit viper)
Lineage: Eukaryota; Metazoa; Chordata; Lepidosauria; Squamata; Viperidae
Gene: TDRD12
Product: tudor domain containing 12
Exons: 27
Biological process (GO): transposable element silencing; germ-line stem cell division
Molecular function (GO): ATP binding; metal ion binding; nucleic acid binding
Source: RefSeq, a predicted model, not a curated record